Messenger RNA from Alternaria alternata, 1359 nucleotides. Its product is annotated as SAS complex, SAS5 subunit/transcription initiation factor IID, subunit 14. Gene Ontology annotation, molecular function: histone binding. Bases 217 to 894 code for a protein of 225 amino acids. The transcript has 6 exons. NCBI's taxonomy places the organism in Eukaryota, Fungi, Ascomycota, Dothideomycetes, Pleosporales, Pleosporaceae. Gene Ontology annotation, cellular component: Swr1 complex; NuA4 histone acetyltransferase complex. The record is from RefSeq and is a predicted model, not a curated record. Gene Ontology annotation, biological process: chromatin remodeling; regulation of transcription by RNA polymerase II.
ACUCGCCAAAUCAGAGCUCGCGACCCAAGACCAGCCACCGCGCAUCUCCAGACCUUUGCCCUUCACCACACGCGCACACUCUUUGUCGCAAGAAGCAGACCCCCAAGAUCGCGCCCAACUUGAACUCCCUCAACAUACCUCUACUGCAUAUUUUUCCCGCCAGCCAAAACAAAUUACCUGCGCAGUAGUCCGUCCUCGCGGCGCAUAUCAAACAAGAUGCCUGACGUCAAGCGAUGGGUCAAGCUCGUCACCCACCAGAAGCCCAUCGCGGAGCCUUCGCCCGUUGAGGGCUACCCCAUGCGAUCAUGGAGCAUAGAGAUCUGGCUGCUAGAUGACCAGGGCAACGAGGUCAUGCCUAACGUCUUCGAGAAGGCUGUUUACAAUCUGCAUCCUUCAUUCGAGAAGAACAAGCACAUCAUCAAGAAGCCGCCGUUCCGCAUCGACGAGAAGGGUUGGGGUGAAUUCGACAUGACCAUCGUACUGACCGCCAUUGGCAAGGGCGGCGACCACACGCUCGACCACGACCUAAACUUCCAGGCAGAGCGCUACGAGGCCAAGCACCAAGUCACUUUCCGUAACCCCAAGCCCGAGCUACUCGCCCUCCUCGCAGAGUCCGGCCCCGCCGAAGCAAACGGAAUGCGCAACAAGGACCAGGCCAAGAAGAAGAACCGAAGGGACAAGAACGUGGACAUGGAGAAGCUUGCCGAUGGUCUGCAGAAGCUGGGCGAGGAUGAUCUUCUACACGUCGUCACCCUGGUACACGACAACAAGACUAGCGAGACGUACACUAAGAACGACGUUGAGAAUGGCGAGUUCCAUGUCGACCUCUAUACUCUACCCGAUUCCCUCGUCAAGAUGCUCUGGGACUUUACGGCGAGCAAGGUCGAAUUAUAGAGUGGUUUGAUCGCUGUUUGACGGUUUUCCGUCUUUCUGUCGAUCCCGACCAUUCCCGGUAUCACGUUCGCAUUUCACACAACCCCUUUCCCAGCAUAGCUAUGCUAGAGGUGUCGUGGCAACAUCAUAGUUGCUUCGGUCCUUGCGUUGGAGGAUUGUGUGUUCUAUGCGAAUCAACGUCCAACGAUAUAUCCCCACCAUGUUUUUUGUUCUUCUCGUGUUCAUGAGCCUCGGAGUUUAAAGGGCAAAAGCUGGGUGUGGCUAUUGCAUGCAUGAAUAGCAAAUCUUUUGGAUCGAUUGGCGCUGGAUGAGGGUUACAGGCUUAUUAUAGGUGGUGGAACUAUGCAUGGGAGAUGAAUGAGGGUACCUAAUUCUUGAUCUUUCUCUUCUUCAUGUUUCUCUUCUGUUUUUGAUUUUGUGACUACCUUUAUUAAUGCUGUGUACGAACGACCAUGUGAAUUCCGU